ACUUCAGACAACCUCUUUGCGCUCUCAUCACUCGGCUACAAUAUGAGCAGACUGCAGAUUCCCUCUUUUGGCAGGAGGAAAAAUACUCCCCCAGUCAUUCCUGCUGCUGGGGCGACCUCCUCUCCAGCGUCGGCUUCUUCUUCAGCCACCAUAUCUGACACUGUCCCGAGCGCAGUGGCUACUAACCCUGCUGCCAGCGCCCCUGCGGCCAACCAGAACGCGCCCUCCCCAGCUACCAUAGCUCCUGCUGCUGCGGGGGGCGGUCGGGACAAAGAGCGAGGCAAAAGGCCUCAUCCUGACAGUGAAAUCGACCCUGAGGAGGAGCCUCUUAUUAGAAGGACCCGAGUCUCUGGGCCGGGUACUCUCUUGCACCGAGCGAUCAGAGCUCCUUCUCACUCUGGGCCUCCUGCAGCUGGUGGCUCUGCUUCUGCUUCAGGCCCCCCUUCUAUCCCCAGCUUGCCGCCAUGGGCCCCUCGGUACACUCGAACGGAUGGGACGUUCGUGAAACCGAACGAGACCAUGCUGAAGGAUGGCCAGACCGCUAUGGCCUACUACAGGAGCAUGUGGACUCCGAAGGACAUUGAGGCGGCAAAGGGCCUUUCCCAGAAGGACGUGUUCAGUCGCUUUCCCCAAUCUGCUAUGGAGACAUUGUUUGGGAUGAUGGCCAUGCAGAAGCAGGUGGAAAUGGGGAACGCCAGGGCCCGAAAGUAUUCUGACAGCCUGGAGGUGGCUAAUAAAGAGAACGACCUCCUUGCCAUGAAGAAUACCGAGGUGCUGGUUCGGCUUGACAAAGCCGAGCAAGAGAGAGAUGUCCUGAAAAAGGAGAAUGAUUCCCUUCAGGAUGAGAAGGACGCCCUCCAGCUCGAGAAGAGCGUCUGGCAGACUGAGCAGGAAUCACUCAGAGAAGAGAAGGCAGAACUCCAACGUCUUCUAGCUGAUGAACAGUCUGCUCGGAUGGCUUUUGAAAAAAGAGCUCUGGACGAGCGUACCGCUCUGAUCGACGUUAUCAGCAGAGUGGGUGGUGGGAUGCUGGCCCUUCAUGCUCGGUUCUCCAGGGUCGGUGCUCUUCGGUAUGCUCAAGGAUUCCGGGAAGGCUUCGCCGACCGGGUUCCGGAUGAGGGACAGACCAGCUCCACUCCGGAUGAGGUAGACAAGGAUCUGGGGAUCGAGCCUCUGGGGGUCUAUGUCGACCCAGAACCCACCGAAGCGGAGCGUAUAUUUGAUGAGUGCCAGGACAUCGCAUCCUCAAGGAUCAUCACAGCUCCUCCUACCACUCUGCCACUGACCGCUCCCCAAUCGUCAACCGUGGCUCCCUCUGUAGCCACUGCUGACGCUGAACCCCAGCCGAACGACUCAGUUAUUCACCUGGAUUCCCCACCUCAUGAAGAUUUGGCAGAAUCGACUCUCAUCGCAUCGUGCUGUCUUUUGGCAGGAACGGAUGAUUUGACCAUGCACCAUAUCAUUGAACUUACAGAGGUGUUUGUACCACUUGACGAAGUUGCAACCUUCUUAUCACCUUUUGUGGUGGUAUUGAUGUUGUCCGUCACAACUGCGAUGUCCUUGGGGUAA
Messenger RNA from Cornus florida, 1569 nucleotides. RefSeq lists its product as uncharacterized. The record is from RefSeq and is a predicted model, not a curated record. Bases 43 to 1569 code for a protein of 508 amino acids. The transcript is spliced from 3 exons. Lineage: Eukaryota; Viridiplantae; Streptophyta; Magnoliopsida; Cornales; Cornaceae.